Molecule: messenger RNA, 819 nt
Organism: Vanderwaltozyma polyspora DSM 70294
Lineage: Eukaryota; Fungi; Ascomycota; Saccharomycetes; Saccharomycetales; Saccharomycetaceae
Exons: 1
Coding region: 1-819 (272 amino acids)
Biological process (GO): endoplasmic reticulum tubular network organization; membrane organization
Cellular component (GO): endoplasmic reticulum
Source: RefSeq, a predicted model, not a curated record
AUGGCACAAACAAUUGAAAUAAUUAAGAAAAAAAUUAAACAUAGCAAGAAAGCUGAUCCAUUGGCUAAACAGAAAUUAUGGUGGACUAUUGGACAUACUGUUUCGUUUGUAUUAGGUGUUCUAUUUUCAAUUACCUAUUUUUACCAUGUCCUAUUUUUUUAUAAGUAUCGUCAAUGGAAAUGGUUAUUUUUAAGAUUGGAUAGAACAUACCAAUUCAUUCCUGGGAAUACUUGGACCGCUACAAUAAUUAAUUUUUUACCACACAUCUUUUACAGGUUUUCAUUAAUUGGGUUUGUUCUUUCAGGUUCCAUUUCCUUAUAUCAAAGUUGGGCAGGUGUUUCACCAAGUUGGUAUGAUUUAUUUGGCAGUGGUAAUUUCCUUGCUAUAUUCCUAGCUGCAGUAUGGGCACUCGUUGGUAGAAAAUCAUUCUACAGACUAUUUCCAUUUAUGUCAUUAAGUUAUAUGCAUUUGAUGAAUAGGGAUUCUGAAAUUGAAAAUAAUAUUAAAGAAGAAGAAAAAGCCACUUUGAGAAAUGCAAAAAUAUUGAGUAUGAUUUCUUAUUCAGAAUAUCUUGUAGCAGUUGCUUUAUUUUUUGACACCAUUUUGUUGAAGGAUGGUACUUCUGGAUUUUUAGCAGUUAUCUAUUAUGGGUUAUUCUGGAUCAGAUUGAAUUUUGUUAUGUCAGCACAAGUUACAGCACUGCAAGUCUUGGAGAAAAUUGAGAAAUAUACCCCAGAGAAACAUAAACAUAAGCUUCAGAUUGUUGAAGAUUUCCUUUAUUCAAAAAUGAAAAAGUGUCAAAAUAUGACUAUGAAUUAA